AACAAAUUUUAAACACCUGAUUAAUUAAUUAAUUGAACAAUGUAUUCGCAUCCACUUUAUGAAUGUUGGCUUUAGUGCCACCGGGGCUGUAGGAAGAUAAGGUGAUGAAACUGGGGUUGUAAGAGAGAGAAAGAGGAGAGAGAGAGAUGGUUGGAGUUGGAGGUGGGCGUUGGGUCUCGUCAUCUUCAGCUAACAUAAUCAACAGAUUUUCAUCAUCAGAUCAUCACAAACUCAUCUCCGCCUCAACAGCUUCUGCUAAUUCUGCCAGAAGAAAUGAAUUUCCAACGAAGAAGAAGAGUAAGCCGCGUUUGAUCUCGAUAUCAACGGCGGAAGCGAAAUGGCAUGGAAAAUGGAAUUCUGAGUAUUUAUUUUCCUUGCGAGACCUACAGCUACUUGAUCUCGAUGAUGUUCACAAAGAUACUAAUGUUUCCAUCGCCCUUUCUGUUCAAAAGCAUGCUGGUUUUGGGCUGUCAGUAGAAGGAAGAAUCAGCACAUCAUUCACCAGAAAAUGUUGCAAUUGCUGCUCUCCAUACCUCAGAGAUAUUAGCUCCACAUUUAAAGUGUGGAUUCUCCCAUCAACGAGAACAAUUAGGGACUCAUCUAAUCAACUUCCGGAUAUUGGCGGAGAUGAUCCUUCCGUUAUUUAUGUGAAACCUGGAUACGAAGCUGAUCUUGAUUCCUUGAUACAAGAUACCGUUCGGCUCGCCACUUCAGUUAAAGAAACUUGCUCGGACACUUGUGAGAAGGCUGAACCCAAAUUACACCAUUUAGGUGCAAGGAAUGCACCGUCGAUCGAUCGAAGGUGGCACAAGCUUUUGGAAUUGAAGAAGAGGCACGAACUUACAUAGAUCUCAUCAUAUUUUCUGUAAAUAUUAUAGUCGUUGGUACAAUAGUGCUAAGUUGGAGAUGAAAUUGGCUCACAGUUCCCCAGAA
This is a messenger RNA of Salvia miltiorrhiza (redroot sage), 933 nucleotides long. RefSeq names its product large ribosomal RNA subunit accumulation protein YCED homolog 2, chloroplastic. The record is from RefSeq and is a predicted model, not a curated record. Lineage: Eukaryota; Viridiplantae; Streptophyta; Magnoliopsida; Lamiales; Lamiaceae. Bases 147 to 848 code for a protein of 233 amino acids. The transcript has 7 exons.